AUGAAUUUAUUACAACCACCAAAUUAAGACAAUGAAGAAACACCUAUAGUUGUCUAAUAUCAAGAGCUAAAUAAAAAUUAUACUAUAGGAAUUCCUAAAAAUAUGCUUGUUGCAGAUUUAGUAUUAGAACUGGCAGAGGUUGUUGAGAGAUAACCAUUGUCUUUGAUUUUAUACAAAGAUUAAUAACUUUUGGAUGUAAAUAAACAACUAUCAGCCUAUGAUAUUUAAGAUAAGGGAUAAGUGCUUGAAAGUUGCAAAAAUUGGUGGUUCUUGUAAUUGAAUGAAUAUUUUGAAAAUUUUGUAAAAGAUUAUUGUUAAAGGAAUUAUAAGCUUUAAAUGAGUGAUUAUAAUAUUUAAUAAAAUCAAUUAUUAAAAAGAUGUGCUAUUCUUAUUUACACAAAUUAAGUUUUCCAUUUUAAUUCCAAUAAAAUUUUUAUAUUUUUUAGAAGAUUGGAGAUUAGCAAUAAAUUAAAAGAGAUUAAUAUUAAUGAAUGA
Paramecium sonneborni is the source of this 495-nucleotide messenger RNA. The record is from the annotation of a GenBank genome assembly. Lineage: Eukaryota; Ciliophora; Oligohymenophorea; Peniculida; Parameciidae.